Molecule: messenger RNA, 1386 nt
Organism: Tremella mesenterica DSM 1558
Lineage: Eukaryota; Fungi; Basidiomycota; Tremellomycetes; Tremellales; Tremellaceae
Exons: 7
Coding region: 1-1386 (461 amino acids)
Biological process (GO): transmembrane transport
Cellular component (GO): brush border membrane
Molecular function (GO): transmembrane transporter activity
Source: RefSeq, a predicted model, not a curated record
AUGAGUGAACACUCAAAUCAUGAGAUAGCGUCCAAAGCUGUGGUCAGGACAGUGUUCUUCUCCCUCGUUCUGGACCUCUUGGCUUUCACCCUGCCUCUUCCCUUAUUCCCCCGACUGAUCGCCUGGUAUCUUCAAAGAGAAUCUCACGAUGCAUCUGCCCUUCUUUCCAAGCUACUCCAUCUGUCUAGCACGUGGAGAGCUUCUCUGCUCUCCCUCUCAAGCUCAACUCUGUCAAAUCAAGUCACCUCACACAGAAAUUGGGAUGUGGUGCUACUUGGAGGAGCGAUGGGAAGUUUGUUCAGUCUAUGUCAAUGUAUCAUAAGUCCUUGGCUUGGUGCUCGUAAGUCUCAGCCGGUUCUUCUAGCCACUAUGCUUGGAAAUUUACUCUCAGCAAUCAUCUGGCUCAGAUCUACUUCUUUUUCAACUUUCCUCUUGUCUCGUCUGGUUGGCGGAUUGAGCGAGGGGAAUGUUCAAUUGAGCACAGCAAUCAUCUCCGACGUCACAACCUCUUCUACUCGUUCGAAAUCAUUAGCAUUGGUCGGAAUAGCUUUCUCAAUUUGCUUUACUCUCGGUCCUUCUCUCGGAGCCUAUUUCGCUUCACGUCCUAUACCUCUGGCGACAAAAACCGAUUCAUGGAAUAUCUAUGCUACGCCCGCUGCCAUCUCUUUAGGUUUAUUAUUGUUAGAGACAACAUAUCUCGCAUUUAAAUUACCAGAGACGAAAACUUGGAGAAGGGAUAAUCCCACGAACAAACCAUCGGACACUUCCAAACCCGUUGAAAGCGUAACUCACAGGUUGAAAAGAUUGAAAGCUCUUGGGAGAUUACAUGGUCUCUUUCUACUCUUCUUUUCUGGUGCUGAAUUCACCUUGACGUUCUUAACAUAUGAUUUAUUCUCAGCUAGCAACGCAGAGAAUGGAAGAUUGUUAUCAUCUCGUCAUGUCAGACCUUCUUUGGCGAGACUGGGAGAAGUCAAAUUGUCUUCUUAUGGCAUUGCUUCAUGUUUCACCGGACUGGGAUUAUUAGCUUUUCUACCUCAUAUCCGUCACAGUGGUCCGGCAGCUACUGUGGUGUUGUACGCAGGAGCGACAUGUCUAGCUUAUACAAGUGCUACUGUGGUCACCGGUCUCACUGCCGCUGCCGCUGCUUGUUGUGAUGAAGAAGGACAGGGAGAAAAGGAGUUACAAAGGGGACGAGCAUUGGGUAGGUUUAGAUCUAAGGGACAACUAGGCCGAGCCAUAGGUCCCCUACUAGCUUCCUCCAUCUACUGGACUCUUGGUCCUUCCACAGCAUACACACUUCUCUCUUUAUCCCUUAUCGGGGUUUAUCUCUCAUCACGUCAACUCGCCCUAUCCACAUCUCCUCCAAACAAAGUCAAAUCAAACUGA